AUGCAGGUCACUAAACUUAUCCAUCAAGAUAAAGAAACUCUAUGAGAUUACAAAUGGCAUAAGGCACCACUAGGAGUAAUUCACCCAGAGCACACUCCUGUAAUCAAAGAAGACCCAACUGGCGACUUUUCUGAUUUAGCUAUAACAGCAGUCCCAUUAAGGCCGCACGAAAGAAGUCCUCGCCAUAUCGAGCUUCCAGAGCACCUACAAAAGCUUGACCCUACCAGUCUCAAAAUGUACCCAAAACAGCCUCGUCCUGAGUCAGCAAAAUCUUCAAAUAUCAAUAGAAAUCCUAGAGAUCUGGAUUAAAAUUAAAUUAAGAAUCUUAAAGUCUCCUAGGAUUGAUGCCUCUGUACGUUUUCUCCCAACGCCAACUCUAAAGUGACUUUUGUGGCCAGUAUUUCAUCAUUAUCAAGGACACAUUAAGUCGACACUACCAUAUUAAUUAUCCUAGAGAUAUAGGAAACGAGAUGCUAACAGGAAUUCCAAAGGCCCAAGAGCAGCGCAAAGCCUUUGCACGGUUAUCACUAAUAGCUGGAAAAGAUUUAAAGAAUAGCGUUUCUGACAUGAAAACAAAAAUUCAAAAAAAUAAAAUUGAUGACAAUACAAGAAGAAAUCAAAAAGAAAAAAUUCGAUUUGAAGCCAAAAAAGCAAUAGAAAUGGUCGAUGACGCAUUUAUUAGCUCAAAAAUGACUGAUACUGAGUUCAAAAAAGUAAAAGCAGAGCUUGAACAUAUUAGGACUGCAUAUGAUGGACAAGUUUGGAAACAAAAAAUAAUCGCAAAUUUCUUAUCGUUAAGAAUGGGCACUGACUUUGAUUUAAAAGAAUUAUCAAGAAUGUUCGCAGAGCUUCAGGUUCAGCGUGAAAGAGAAGUCAUCACAAUUCAGCAGUUUAUUCUAAGAAUAAAAGAAGUUUCAAUACAAAAAACAGGCGCCUUUGCCCCUCAUGUAAAAAUGGAAGAUUUAAGCCAAAUUAUAGGGGGUUAUUCAUAUGAAGCCCAAAAAGUUGAAAGGGACAUCCUCAUAAAUUAUCUUGAAAAAGUAAAAAUCGAGCUUAAAAAGUCCCUUAUGGAAAAUGAAAUAGUAGAAAGCAUCCCAAUCGCGACUUUAGAAGCAGCUUUAGCUUCAAUUUUCGCUAAAUGGGAACGAGAAAAAGAGUUGAUUUGAACUUUCACUCAAGAUAUAACCAGAGCAUUUUGCGAAGAAUUUAACCUUACUCCCCCCCUCCGUGAGUGAACAAAACCAUUAGAAAAUCGCUAUUUUGUGCCCAAAAACCCACCUCCGUGAGUGAACAAAAAUUUUUUUAAUAGAAAAAUUUUUUAUGGAAAAAAAAUUUGAUAUAUAAAUGAUAAUUAUUAUAAUGAAAUAUAGAGCUAAAUCUGUUUAAUUUUAAACAAAUUGAUUUUUAAAACAUAAAUUUUGCAAAUUGAAUUAAUAUUUGCUUUCCAAUUUUUGCGAAUUAGGAUUCUUUUAAAUUUCGAAAAAAAAAUAUUGUUUAUAAAAUUUAUAUAUAAAUGUUUUUAUAAAAAAAAAAUUAACCCCCCUCCGUGAGUGAAGUUAGCAAUGAUGAUAUUUAUUCUGAUAAAAUGAAUAAGAAAAAACAGUUAGAAAUUAGAGUAGUCGCUGAGUUCAUUAGCCAAUAUUUAGAUAAUCUGCAUCUUAGCAUUGAAAAAAAAAUCAGGGAGCUGGAACAAAUAAAAUAUAAAAUCCAAUAUGGAAAAGAAAUGCCAAAAUCCUGAAGUGAAGUCAUAAGGGAAGGAAAAGAAAGAAAAAUUAUUGAGGACAAAGAAGCUUGAAUGAAAAAAGAAGAGGAAGAAAAAAGGAAAAAAAUCGAAGAAAGCAAAAAUACGAGGUCUAGGACUAGGCCUGCAAGUGCGAAAAAUAAAUAUGACCCAAAGAAAAGUAUUGAAGAAGCCAAGAAAAAAGCAAGGUCAAAUGUAGGGAAAAACGCGUCGAAGUUUACAAGUCAACAAGAAGAAGAAAAAAGGAGAUUCGAAGACAGUAAAUUGUCAUCAAGAAAUUCUAAAUUUAGCCAGAGCAUUUUGAGUAAGAAAAAUCCAUUAGAUUCUUCAGAUUCUUUCAAUAAAUCAGCAACUGAUGAAAUGGAUGAUAUCAUUUCUGGUUUAAAUCCUCCUAAGCCUACCACAAAUACUUUAUUUAGAAGUAUGACACAAGCUGAAAGCUCAUCAAGGCCUGAAACUAAAGUUAAUGAGCAAGAAGGCCAAAAAUUAUCAAAUCGCUAUGAGGGUUCUAAUUUAGCUCGGUCUCAAAGUGACGUUUCUGGAAUCAGCAAAACUGGCAAAUCUUGGGGAAUUCUGAAAAACCGUGACCAAUCUCUAGAAAGGAUUGAAGAAGAAGGCAAAAGUUCUCCAGACACUUUUAAUAAAACCAAAGGAAGCACCGAAAACAGUCCUUCUAUGAGCAGAUUUAAAUUGCAUGACAGUCCAUUUUCAAGCAUUGACCUUUCAAUUCCCAAAAAGAAAGUUACAACCGACAGAGAAGCUUUAUAUGAGAGCAUUUCUCAGCUUGACUACGGCCGAGAUAUUUUUAAGCCCAUCACCAGAUCUGAGCUUAUAAAAUCAGGAAAAACUGAAUAUACUCCUUAUUUAGACUCCGAUGGGUCUGUUUUCGAUCCUAAUGAAAGAUUUGGUAAAGAUGUCCCAAUCGAGCCAGAAAAGCCAUUAAUUGACCCACGAUAUGUAGAAGGGCUCGCUAAAAGUGCCCCACAGCCUGACGAAAACUGAUUUAUUACUUCUCAUCACCUUAGAUCUGUCACAAAUCACCCGCUUUCCAUUAAUGAUGAUCCAGAUUACUAUAAAUAUCAAUUAGAAAAUCAAUACAUAAAAUCAUCCUCUACAAAUUAUAAUGGAGACCUAAGGGAAAACGCAAUAGGACAACUAGAACAAACUUUAGCUGAUCUUAAAUGUGAGUUAAAUGAAAGAAAGCGCCGGGCAUAUGUAGACUCAAUUAAAUUGGAGGAAAAACCAUUAGGCUGGGUCGCAAAAGCAGCUGAAAAUGUCUCGUAUGGCUUCACAAAUAUCGAAAAAGACGCUCUUGUAUACAAUACUUAUGAGUCUAUUCUGAGAGAGCUUCGACAAAGGGAGAAAGACCUGCUUAACGUCCGGAGAGCUGAAGCUUAUGACAUUCAUCGACCUCCUCAAGAGAAAUGGUAUGAAAUAAAAUCUGCGGAGUUCGCAUCUGAGAUGCAUAGGCACCGAAUGUCACUUAAGCCAAACGAUGAAAAUCGUAAGUUCUUAAAUACAUUGAUAAUACCAGACCUUUAUAGGCUAAGUAGCUUUAUUGAGUGUCUGGAUCUUUAUUUUAAAUCAAUUUUUGAAUUAUUUUAAUAAAUAAAAAAGAAUUAAAAAAGCGGGCUUAUAUUAUAAUUUUUUAAAAAAUUAUCAUUUUACCUGAAAUUAUAAAACAAUAAAUCUCAAAAAGGGCCGAUUUACUAUAUUAA
Messenger RNA from Blepharisma stoltei, 3459 nucleotides. The record is from the annotation of a GenBank genome assembly. NCBI's taxonomy places the organism in Eukaryota, Ciliophora, Heterotrichea, Heterotrichida, Blepharismidae.